Molecule: messenger RNA, 1133 nt
Organism: Phaeodactylum tricornutum CCAP 1055/1
Lineage: Eukaryota; Bacillariophyta; Bacillariophyceae; Surirellales; Neidiaceae
Exons: 1
Coding region: 27-1133 (368 amino acids)
Source: RefSeq, a predicted model, not a curated record
CUUUUACAGUAAUUACUCUCGUAGCCAUGGCGUCCUCUUGUCGCUCUAUUCUUCGAAUCGGAGGCGCCGACGAGCUUUCUGCUCACGUCUUACAAACAGCCGUAACAGAUUUCUUCGAUCAACGUCUCGAGCGCAAUUUCGAAUUGUUUCAAGGACAAUCUAAUUCACAGUCAGUAGCCCCGCAAACGAGCGGACUAGACAAGGAUGAGCACUGCAUAACAGAAAGUCUUACUGCUAAUAAAACGUCGCCAGAAGCUGUCUGCAUUAAUAACCGCUACUUUUCCGCCCACGUUCACUUUCGACCCAUCGAACACGUGGCGGCUGCGGAUGAGAAAGAAGACGGCAUUGUACUGGUCUGGAACUCGACGACUUCUAUGGAUACGUUGUCUCCGAUUCACGACCGUGCUGUUGAUUACGGCGCUGGAGACCUACUACGCCUCUGUGUUUAUCUCAAUUCAACUUCUCCGUCUAGAGAAGUUGUUUCCGAACAGGCCUAUGCCGAUCGGGUCUUGUUUUGCCUGGAUCGUGGAUACGAGUACGUAUCAGUGAAUCUAAACGAGACGCAGGUGGGUCACAACGAUCGUGAUAAGGAAGGCUUUGCCCGUGUUGUAGAAGCACUGGAAACUACAAUGUGGUCAUCUGCUGUCAUGGCCAAGACGACGCAGCGCCGUUUGCAAACGUCCCUCGACCAAACACGCGACAGUGUUGUAGGUUCCUUUCCCGAUACAAAAGAGAACCACACCGAUCCAACGAGCGUAGACGAAUCAUCUUAUUCAGCGUACGAACCUCCAAAUCCUGAUUUGCUAACACCACUUGCGGUUCGGGACGAUCCAGAAGGAGCCGAAAGGGAAGAUAGAGCAAAACAAUCAUUGCUUUCCACAAUACCGGCUUUGUCUGCUACAGCCAAACAGCACACCGGCGAGACCAACUUCGAGGCAGAAAAGACGAUGAAUGACUUGGAGAAUGCUCUACGAGACGCCGCUCGGAUCCGGGAAAUUUCCCAGAAGGGAGCCAUGUCCGACGCCGAGCGUAGGCAACGGGCUGGCGAUGCUGCACUUAUCUUGAUGAAUUUGAUGGGACAAUUUGACGAUAGCGAAGAGGAGGAUGACAACAGUAGUAAUUGUGAACUAUGA